This is a messenger RNA of Acanthoscelides obtectus, 1138 nucleotides long. The record is from the annotation of a GenBank genome assembly. Lineage: Eukaryota; Metazoa; Arthropoda; Insecta; Coleoptera; Chrysomelidae.
CUUCAAUAUGGAUCGCCGCCGUCCGCUUUCACAAAAAGAGCUGGAAGCGCUUAUUGAAGAUAUUGAAGAAAUCUCAGAUUCGGAACCAUUUUCUGCUGACUCCAGUGACAAUUAUGAACCAGAUUCCGAUGAAGAAGCAGGCAGUGAUACGUCCGAUAUGUCUAACUCAGACAUCGAUUUUGCGCCUUCACCACAGGUAACUGUUGGUAGAAACCAAGUUCUUGACUGGGUCAUUCCUGAUGAAACAUUUGCGCCUGCUAAAAUCCUUCCUCCCGAAAGAGAAUGUAAGUUGGCACCAGAUAUCACCAAGCAGUUGACACCUAUGCAGAUUUUUCAUAAAAGAUCGAUGCAUGACUUUGAGCUCAAAAAUGUACUUUGCUUUUCCUCAGAAACCCCCAAAUGCAAAACAUAUUAUAAUGAAGAUUUGUUAUCUCGUUUCAAAUACACGUUUUCAAAGUGUCGCCAGGAUAGCCAGUAUCAAAGUAUUGACGAAUCUAUGACCAAAUUCAAGGAUCCAUCUUCUUUGAAACAAUAUAUGCCCCUCAAACCAACCAAGAGGGGCAUAAAACUAUGGCUUCGCUGCGAUGCAGAUUCGGGCUAUACGUAUGAUGUUAAUGUAUAUUCUGGAAAAGAGGACCCAAUUCCCGCCAAAAAUCAAUCACUGACUCUGGGAGAGCGAGUCGUAACAGCCCUUGCGUCUACAGUCAAAGAAAAUAAUGUAGUGUUAUGUUUUGAUCGCUUUUUUACAAGUGUGAAUUUAUUACUUACACCAGACUAUGCAGCCUUGGGAACUUGCAUGUCCAAUCGCAAGAACGUAUCAACUAUGGGAGACAAACUGCAAAAAGGGGAAUCUCAAUUCAAAUGCACUUCUUCGGGAUUACUUUGUGUAAAGUGGCAGGACACAAAGGAAGUUUUGCUGAUGAGUAACUGUCAUAAGCCCAAUUUGACAACAAUUAUCAAAAAAAGCAAAACCGGUGAACAACAAAAUAUCCAAUGUCCAGAGGCCAUAUCUUUUUACAGAAAAAAAUGCAAGGGGUUGAUAGGGCAGAUCAGUUCAUUGGGCUAUAUGAUCAUGACCGAAAAUCAGCAAAGUGGUGGAAAAAGGUGUUCUACACAUUGCUCAAUAUGUGUGCAGUAA